AUGUCCAAAGUAACAGAAAACGAAAGUUCAGAUGAUGAUGCAUUGUAUUCAAUCAAUUCAGAUUUAAGUGAUAUUGAUAGUGACGAUAUUGAAGAAGAUAAUAUAAGUGGUGAAUUAAAAUUAUCAAACAAUUUUGAAUCUAAAAUACCACAAAAUUCACCACCAAUCGCCUUUUUUUUAUUAUACUACACACCAGAAUUAGUUUCUGACAUAGUUGAUCAAUUAAAUCUUUUCAGAAUUCAAACCAAAAAACACAACAAGCACCUAUGA
This is a messenger RNA of Rotaria sp. Silwood2, 270 nucleotides long. NCBI's taxonomy places the organism in Eukaryota, Metazoa, Rotifera, Eurotatoria, Philodinida, Philodinidae. The record is from the annotation of a GenBank genome assembly.